Nipponia nippon (crested ibis) is the source of this 705-nucleotide messenger RNA. The record is from RefSeq and is a predicted model, not a curated record. NCBI's taxonomy places the organism in Eukaryota, Metazoa, Chordata, Aves, Pelecaniformes, Threskiornithidae.
AUGCAUAGAUUUUCCCGUCUCCUGCUGCACCUCGACUCUGUCCUUGUGCUCUUCAGUCGGUGUCCCAGCUUCGUAAUCACGUCUGUGUUUCCCCUGGUCCUUCACCGGGCUCUCGGCAUCGUCCCCCUUGCCGUGACUUCCAAAGAGGGAGAAUCUCAGUGCAAGCAGAAACACGUGGUUCUGCUUAGCCCCGUGGGAAAACUCAAGAUAUCUGGGUGUGAAACAGGCUUACAUGAAAUAAAACUUCCAAAAAUGAGCGCGCUGCCAAGUGGCAGGGCAGAGUCCUCGGCCACUUGCGAGGUGUGCGAAGGUGCGGAGGAGAUGACGGAGCCGCUGAAGCAGUGCACGGCCUGGCUGCACGCCUACUUCUGCGAGCCAGCGAGGACGGCCAGCCUUCCCAUACCGGCCUUCCACCACCCGCUGCUCCGGCGAGAUUCGUUCACCAGACAAGUGUUGUGGACCCUGCUGAGAGACGUGAAGUUUGGCGAGGCCGUUUCCUACAAGCAAUUAGCGGACCUCGCAGGCAACAGCAGAGCGGCGAGAGCGGUGGGAGGAGCGAUGAGGAGCAAUCCCAUCCCAAUUAUAAUACCGUGCCACAGGGUGAUUCGCAGCAGUGGGCAGACCGGCAACUACGGCGGAGGAAACCUUAUGAAAGAGUGGCUUUUGUCGCACGAGAAGCUCCAGAAAGAGAAGUUAGCAUAUUGA